AUGAUUGCACUUAAUAUAAAUGCUCCAAUAGGUCUUAUUUGUCAUUAUUUACUUAAAAUUCUCGAUCCAUCAUUACGAAUAAAUAUGAAAAUACAACAAUUAAAUACGAAUACGAAUGUACCAUAUCUAUUAGCUACACCUGGAUCCACUUUCAAUACUGAAUUUGAUUAUUACGGUCAAUUACUUGCAUUUCAUUUUCCAUUUGAUACUUUAAUAGGUGAACAAAUAGCUUGA
Molecule: messenger RNA, 234 nt
Organism: Rotaria sordida
Lineage: Eukaryota; Metazoa; Rotifera; Eurotatoria; Philodinida; Philodinidae
Source: the annotation of a GenBank genome assembly